CCCAAAAAGUAUAUUCUUCAUCGUUGGAGUAUGGUUGCAAGAUAUCGGUCGAACGUUAUGAUGGUUGAUACAAGUAACAAUGCUUUGACACCCUUGAUGAAGUGGAGUGCACAAAAUAUGUGUUUUCGUAUGCACAGUCUAUAUCAUCCUUAGAGAUAUAUGAAAAAAUUAUGCCUAAGCUAAAUGAUAUCUUCAAAAUGGUUGGUGAAUUCUCUAGUGCACAAGAACAUGUCUUGCCCACGGAGCAAAGUGAGGCAAAUGAGGAGAUUAUUGGUUCAUCUUCUUUCCUUGCAACCUCAGGUGGAGAUGAUGCUUGUGGGUCGCACAUUAGUAUUCUUGAUCCAAAACGUGUUAAAAGCAAAGGUCGGCCAAAAGUGAAUACAAGUAUUAAAUCUGGGAUCGAUAUUCAAUUGUCAUUACAGAAGAAAAGAACUUGCAGUAGAUGUGGGAGAAAGGGUCAUUACAUGUCUACAUGCACAUUUAGUCAGGCCUGAGCCAUAUUUUUUGGAAUGCUUUUGGAUGUCUAUUGCAGAAAUUUGUGCUGAAUAUCUGUCUGGAAUGCUUUUGGAUGUCUGACUUAUAUUGGUCUCUUUGCUUGUGGACAUUAUGUUCAUAUUUAUUUUCAUGUUUUUAGUGAA
Molecule: messenger RNA, 638 nt
Organism: Dioscorea cayenensis subsp. rotundata (Guinea yam)
Lineage: Eukaryota; Viridiplantae; Streptophyta; Magnoliopsida; Dioscoreales; Dioscoreaceae
Exons: 2
Coding region: 171-494 (107 amino acids)
Molecular function (GO): zinc ion binding; nucleic acid binding
Source: RefSeq, a predicted model, not a curated record